AACCUGCCAUUGUAAAAGGAGAACCCAAGCAAUUCUAUACUUAAUCAAAGAAUAUUAUUACGAGAUUAUAUCUUUCUGGUUCAUAUUACGUUCUUGGUCCGCCAUUUGAUCGGGUUAAUCCCAUCAUUGGUGCUUUCAUUGAGAGAAACUGUGAGAUAAAGUUGCGAGAUUAUGGCCAGACGAAGGUCGAGGCGUAACACCGCUGCUUCCGCCCAGUCGACGGUCAGGAGUGACCAUCCCGAACAAGGCUCUCCCUGGCCCAUCCUCCAGGAGCUUCAUGAUUCGGAGGAGGUCGAGAGGGAGAGGCAGGCCAUCGCUAGGCGCUGGGCGGAGGAGAUGGCCCGGAAUAAUAGGGCGAAUGGAGAUCGGACUAGGGUUGUGAGCCAAGUCAUUGGUAACGGAAACGACAACCCGCGGGGAACCGUUUUUGAAAGGAUAUCUCACCAGAGGGCUCACGCGUGUGAGAGGCUGGGAAGAAUCCGGACAAAGCACCCCAGGGUUGGGUACGACCCCAGGCCAGCCAAGUGGCUUCAUCUAACCGCGAACCUCGGCAGCGAGCCGGCCGCGGUGGGAGCCAAGCGCCAGUGCGGUCGUUGGUGGUCUUGGACGAGGAGGAAGUUCAGAGCCAAGUCAGGGUCCCAGCACCGCAAUGUGAUGAUUGCCGUCGAUGCCAGCGACGCAUUGAUGUGCCGGUACUUCUUGCAGACAGUUGAUAGCAAGGUUGCGGAUUGGGUGAAUCACAUUCCUGCCAGAUCGAUCCGGAAAUGGGAUGAAUUGAGAUUGCGGUUCUUAGAGCAUUUUGCAGGAAACUGCCGUCCUAAGAAGCAUUUCACUCACCUAACUUCAGUGCGGCAGAAGCACCGAGAAUCCUUGAAGAAUUUCCUUAUCCGUUGGAGGAAAGAGUCCAGGGAAGUUGAAGGAACCGAUGAUAAAUCUAGGUUAGCCAUGUUCACGGCGGCAUUGCAGGACGGUCUCCUUCAUAGUGGUCUUACAACUCAUCCCCCGGAUACCUUCGAAGAAGCAAUGGUCCGGGCCGGGAGGUAUGUGACCCUGGAGGAGAGGAAGGAGGAGAAGAAAGAGAAGACUCCUAAAGAAGAAGAAAAGGUUGGAAAUAAGAAGCCUUUCAAGAACAAGAAGCAAGGUUUCCCGAAUGGCCCAAAAGGAACAAAUCCUGGGACCUCGGAGAAGCACAAAUCUGCCAAUCCAGUCUUUACAUUACCGGUGGCUGAGGUCAUGGCCCAUGCUGCACAAAUCUAUUGUGCUAUCAGUACUCUGAUUGUGAGGGAAGAGAAUGGGGCCCAACAUCCGGUCUACUACGUCAGCAAGACCUUGAGAGAUGCGGAGUUAAGGUAUUCCCAUCCAGAAAAGGUCAUGUUAGCGGUCUUCUGGACGGCGAAGAGAUUAACCCCGUACUUUCAGGCACACCAGAUUGUUGUGCUCACUAAUGAGCCUUUGGCGUCACUUACCCGGAGCCCGGCGGCAUCUGCCCAGUUGACCAAGUGGGCGGUCUUCAUCAGUCAGUACAAUGUGGAGUUCAGACCGCGACCAUCGAUCAAAGGGCAGGCACUCGCUGAUUUCCAGGUUGAGUGCACCGCCAGGGAGAUGACAAGAGCCCAGGCUAGGCUUCGAGUUUCAUCAAGCAUGUAUAGACCGAACAACCACCCUAAGUCUGCCACAGUUAGGUUCAACAGUCGACCCACCAGCGUGAAUGUGAUCUUCGUAGUGGAGGUGACCUCGGCUGCUGACUUUGCUUCUUCUUUGUCAUUGAGGAAGCGGAGAGAGCAUAGAAACUCAAUGGUGGCUUCCAGGCUAGCUGGUGCAUGCAAGAACAGUAGGAUUCUCCAUUUUGGGUCAUCCAAUAGUAGGGAGUUGGAUGGUGCCAUGGAGUGGGGGUUACAAAAUGAUGAAGCAAGGGAUAUGAAGAGGGAGAGAUCUAUAUAUUAGAGGGGGAAUUAAUGGUGAGUUAAGCCUCUUAAUGGUUCAGAUGUCUGAAUGGUUCAGCACUUAAUGGUUCAGACUGUUUGUUUCAGCCUCUUAAUGGUUCAGAUGUCUGAAUGGUUAAGAGAUUUGCCUCUGAAUGGUUAAGUAUUAUACAGAGUCUGAAUGGUUAAGACCUCUUAUUUGAAUUGAUCAGACAUUUGCCUCUAAAUAGUUAAGCAAUAUACUAGCUCUUAAUGG
Cuscuta campestris is the source of this 2178-nucleotide messenger RNA. The record is from the annotation of a GenBank genome assembly. NCBI's taxonomy places the organism in Eukaryota, Viridiplantae, Streptophyta, Magnoliopsida, Solanales, Convolvulaceae.